UUGACAUUCUCUUAGUAGACAUUAAAGCUCUUCACCUUCCUUAAACUAUACCCUUAGUAUUAAUCCUGUCUUCUCUUCAUCUAUACACACUAUAAAUCCCCCACUUUUCCCUUCUUCUCUCUCAAUUUACAUUUAACAUGUACAAGAGAGAAAAAGAGUCAUCUUUAAGAGAAAAUAAUAUUCUUCCUCAGAGGAGAAGAACUCCUUCUUUCUCUUCUUCUCUUCUUGAUGCUAUUUAUCGUUCCAUUGAUGACACAAAUAACGUUAUUGGCGUUGGCGGUGGUGAAGAUUCGAGUUUUCAUAGAGAGAAGAAAACCAUGUUGAAAAAACAGAGGAAUUUUACCACCGCCACGCACGGUGGUUCUCUUGAAGAAUACUCUAAUUUUCGAGGGGCGAGUGUGAUUGAGAAUUGGAUGGAGAAGCAAAGCAGUCUGGGGUGCUCUAUGCAUUUCCCUAAUUCUGCUUCCAGCUCCUCCGAUUCUAGUUCUUCCGGAGGUUUGUUUUCUUCCUCUGAAACAGGGUCUUCAAGUUAUAAAGAGAAAUCGACAAGAUCGAAAGCUGUUAGAUACUCCAUGAAAUGUAUACAAUUUGAGCAGAUGAACGAAGAAAGCCGCCAUUGUCGACAAACGCCAAAGCGUGAAGGUGGUGGAUUCAAAAAGACCAAGCUCAAAGCCAUGAAAAUGUACGAUGAGUUAAAGAAAGUAAAGCAGCCCAUCUCUCCUGGUGGCCGCAUCACUAGUUUCUUCAACUCUAUUUUCAGUUCAGGAAAUGCAAAGAAAGUGAAUUUGUGCGCUGUUAAGGCCAUGGAAGACGUGAAUUUUGAUCGAAAAUCAGAGUCCACAUGUUCAUCGGCUUCAAGAUCUUGUCUGAGCAAAACCCCAUCUUCCACCAAAGGCAAGUACAGUUCCAGCAAUGGCGGCAUGAAAAGGUCAGUUAGAUUUUAUCCGGUCAGUGUCAUUGUCGACGAAGACUGCAGACCUUGCGGGCAUAAAUGUAUUUAUGAAGAUGACCCAAGUUUAACUCCAUUACCUACUGCUCAUCAACAAAUCCUCAAAAGUUGUUCGUUCAAGGAGGACCCAAAGAAGAAUGAGUUCGUUGGUGAUGAUGAUGAAGAAGAAGAAGACGACGAUGCUUUGAGUUAUUCAAGUUCUGAUCUGUUUGAGCUCGAUCAUCUUAUUGGAAUCGGACGGUACAGAGAGGAGUUACCAGUUUAUGAAACUACUAAUCUGAAAACCAAUCAAGCCAUUGCUAAAGGGUUGAUUUUGUAGCUUAUCAAUGUAAUCAAUCAAUGACCGUUUGGGAAGAAAAAUAAGUUGAAAAUUUUA
This is a messenger RNA of Mangifera indica (mango), 1325 nucleotides long. RefSeq names its product protein BIG GRAIN 1-like C. The record is from RefSeq and is a predicted model, not a curated record. NCBI's taxonomy places the organism in Eukaryota, Viridiplantae, Streptophyta, Magnoliopsida, Sapindales, Anacardiaceae. Gene Ontology annotation, biological process: auxin-activated signaling pathway. The transcript has a single exon. Bases 138 to 1268 code for a protein of 376 amino acids.